Messenger RNA from Ceraceosorus guamensis, 841 nucleotides. RefSeq lists its product as hypothetical. Bases 213 to 668 code for a protein of 151 amino acids. The transcript has a single exon. Lineage: Eukaryota; Fungi; Basidiomycota; Exobasidiomycetes; Ceraceosorales; Ceraceosoraceae. The record is from RefSeq and is a predicted model, not a curated record.
CCAAUGCAUGGAGCCAACACUGCUUUCGGGAGAAUUUCACUUCCCAUCCUGCUCCUCUGCCAGACUGAUCUGGGUGCACAAAGGCUUUGCUGAAGGUGCGAAGCACACAGAGUCAGCGGCGGCUCUUCAUCCGCAAGAACCUCUUGCUCAGACUGACCAUGUACACGCUAGAUCAAGUUUCGCCGCAGUGGAGCAGCUGCUCAAGAGUCUAGAUGAUCAACUUGCUCCGUCUGCAUGCUUCUUCCCCAAUUGGCGAUUCCGCCCAGUCCCCAGGCGCACCUGACGUGCAUACCGCGCGGGAGAGAUCCAGAGCAGCGCUUGCGUUUGCUUCCUUUGCCGCCGUCUUUGCUUGGCGUGGCACUGGUGCGUGCCACGACGGGCUUAGCGCCAGUGCGGAGGUACGUGCUCUCAUGGUCCUCAUGCACCAAGGGGCUUCCCCUAAGAUAAGGCGACUUGGCAGGCGGCUUGGCUCGGAUAGGGCCUGCAGCCAGCUUUGCGGCGUCUAUAGGCCCACCCGAGUUACGCACAGCGUCAGCAAGAUCUUCGCUUGUGCGGAUCGGUGCGGCGCUCGCCUGCUUGACGGCAGAGACCGCGAGCAGGCUGGCAAGGACCGUGACAAUGCUGAGCUUCAUCUCGUUGUACUUCAGUCAAGCGCGAAUGUCAGCUGAGGUCUGCCGACUCGGAGACCUGCUCGGUACGCACUUGAAUAAUUUAAAGAAGCAGCGUGGAGCUGACGAGUAGGCGCGCAAGAUGUGACAAGCUGGAGAUAGUAUUGGGGGACUUUUCGAAAUACCGAGAGAAGAGGGCUAGAGGGAUAAGGACAGGCCGGAUGUCCGAAUGA